AUGCCAAGGGACCUGCAAGGUACUUUGCGGCCCCAGCCGCGGCCUUCACCUGCCACUCCUCACACGCCCAUCACGCCACAUACGCCGAGGGAUCUGCAAGUGCACCUAGUAGACGUGGGCUCCUGCGGGUCGCUGGUGUCGUUUCGGGACUCGCCGCCGCCGGCGCCGCCCGCGCCGCACCCGCACCCGCUGAGCCACGACGACAAGCGGCGCCACCAGAUCCUGGCUGACAUCUGGACGGAGCUCAAGGGUCUGGAAGUAACUCCGGCCAACCUGGCGCGCGCACUGUCGGCGGUGGACCCGACGCUGUGGGCGCCGCCCGCGCGCCCCGCUACCCUCAGCCUCAGCAUGCCGCAGCCUUGCACCGAUGCUGUGUGCGGUACGGAGGAGAAAGUGACAGAAGAAGAAAGCGGCGAGGUGGGCGAGGCAGGAGCAGAAUCUCCUGAAAGCGGCGCCAAAGACGAAGGCUACUCCACCAUGUCCAGCGACGUGCAGGCCGACGCCUCGCGCCAGAGCGACCACGCCGCCGACCGCGCCCUGCCAGACCUCAACGAAGCCUCCGACGAAACAGACAACCAGACCAUCGUCUCCAUAAACCCUAGAGAAUCCAGGCGACAUGCCAGGCUACUAGCAGAAGCGGACUACAUCUACUUCCCCAUAGGAGUCGCCUUCGCAGGAGUCAGAGGCAGCUACCCGCCUUCAAGACCGGUUCUUCCCUUCCAGCAUGUAGUCAGAAGCUUCUCUGACUCCCACCUCUGUCUCAAGCUUCUAGCCAGCACCACGUGUCCGACCAGCUGCCUCGACAGCCCCACCCCCAGUUCUGGGGUCCUAGUGUUAGAUCUGAAGCCUGCUCCCGAAAGACCUCUCAGAAGACCCGCGAUCGCAUCCACUACGAGCUCCGAACGAGUCUCGUGGGGAAGCACCGUCGAUGACAGAGCAGACGGCUCUCAAUACGACGCCGACUACGUCCAGCAUUGGCUGGAAUUAGACGACGCCAGAUCAGCGCUGCAGCAACGACACAGAGACUUAGCGGAUCUAGAAUAUGACAGAGCCGAAUUAGAGGAUUGGAGCUUAUCGCUAUCGUGCGAGGAUCUCAGAGACAGACAGUCUCCUUUCGCUGAAAUAACCACCCCCGGUCAGAUUUCGCUGUCGACGUUGCCCAGCAUCAGAGAGGAUGAUGCUUUGGAAUUGGAAGAGGACGUCGGCGACUGCUUGUGGAAUGAUUGUGGAUUUGCUACUAUAGAAAUUGAUGAGUGCAGAAUCGCCGAUGAUACGGAUACGACUGAUAAGAGAUGGGAAUGUACUGGAACGCAUUCCCCUGGUGGUUCAUGGUCGAGUACUUCGGAUGUGCCAGAUAAAAGAUCCAGUACCGCUCUGAGUGAGGACGGUGACUGCGCAAACGUGGGUCUCGACUUCACCCGGGAUUUUUACCGUCUAGUGAAGUACGAAAGUACUAAAAGCUUAGCAUCAAAUUCCUCGAGAGGCUUGCCCGCGCAAGACGUCGGUAGUCACUUGCGAAUGCACGACGUGCAAGCAAUGGCGUUGCAGGAUCGCGAACAGGCGCUACAAAAUGUGCUCAAUUUCAUAGCGGAACAGCAGAAGUACUGCCGCGACAGGGAAGAGUCAGACUCUGUGUCCUCGCGGCCAGUAUCCGAGAUACGAGAGCUUCCUCCACCUUACGCAGCGGCUGACUUCGACGACGACUCAGUCGGUCCUCGCAGUGAGGUCUCAGAGGACAGGCAGAGGCCUGACUCCUUCGGAAGUUUCUCAGAAAACGACUCCUGCGAUUUGUUAUCGAACGAUCGUCCGAGAAUCCCUUAUUGUGAUACAGUGUCCGAACCGCGAUCGACGCCGCGUUUCAUCGAGCGCGAGGACCCAUACGCGGAGUCCGAAGACUACUACGACGAGUUCUCGCGAAUAGAAAACGCCGAAAACGAAAUAGACGAUCACCACCUCCUGAAAGUCCAGCGGAAGAACGAAAUAAAUAGGAGCAUCGAUAUAACUAAUUCCGGCGACGAGGAGCCGGCUUUAGCGCAGUCGAAGGACGACAGGGGUGAUAUGGAAUCUAGUCGAAGUUUGGACUUUUCGGCGUUGAAGGAGAACACUGUUAAUAUAAUGUUGAAUAAGGUUCCGGUCCAAGAAAGAGUGGAAUUGGACAGUUGUUUGAGCAAGUCUUCGAGCUUCACCUUCCCCAGUGGAGAACCGGAGAUAUCUCUCGUGGAGGAGGUUCUGAGUGCUUGCAGACGCAGCACGGGAGCCUUAGUUACCGUCCCAGAGGAGGAAGAGGGAUCGUCCCCCGAGACGAACUCCCCCCAAAUGACUGAAUCGAAUACGACAAGCACUUCUACAGCUGAAACUGUGAUAGUAAGUAAUAAGAGUGAGGUGACUUUUAAGGAUUUGAAGAGGAGUGACAAGAGUCGGAUUCCCACGUUGAUGGGCAAAAGGCCUCCGUCGUCCCCGAACAGGACGAGGUCUAAGAUACCCGUAGCGGAGAGAAGUCGGCCUCCCGCGCCGCCGCCUGAGCCGAUCAUAGUGAAACAAGAGCACACGCUGAGCUUCCACGAGGCGGCCACUUCGAAGGAUGUCAUCGAGGAGCUCAACAGAAUGAUCCGCCAGAGCGAGGCUACGGGCGAAUCACGCGAGGAGCCGCCGACGCAGCGUGACGCAGCGCUAUGGGCGCCCACCGGCUGGGUGCACGUCGAGCGUGACAUCGACUUCAGCGACCCCAAGGUGAGCCGCUGCUGCAGUGACGUCACAGCAGGCUGCUGCAGUGACGUCACAGCAAGCGACGCCGCGCUAUGGGCGCCCACCGGCUGGGUGCACGUCGAGCGUGACAUCGACUUCAGCGACCCCAAGGUGAGCCGCUGCUGCAGUGACGUCACAGCAGGCUGCUGCAGUGACGUCACAGCAAGCGACGCCGCGCUAUGGGCGCCCACCGGCUGGGUGCACGUCGAGCGUGACGUCACAGCAGGCUGCUGCAGUGACGUCACAGCAAGCGACGCCGCGCUAUGGGCGCCCACCGGCUGGGUGCACGUCGAGCGUGACAUCGACUUCAGCGACCCCAAGGUGAGCCGCUGCUGCAGUGACGUCACAGCAGGCUGCUGCAGUGACGUCACAGCAAGCGACGCCGCGCUAUGGGCGCCCACCGGCUGGGUGCACGUCGAGCGUGACAUCGACUUCAGCGACCCCAAGGUGAGCAGCUGCUGCAGUGACGUCACAGCAGGCUGCUGCAGUGACGUCACAGCAAGCUGCUGCAGUGACGUCACAGCAAGCGACGCGCUGUGGGCGCCCACCGGCUGGGUGCACGUCGAGCGUGACAUCGACUUCAGCGACCCCAAGGUGAGCAGCUGCUGCAGUGACGUCACAGCAGGCUGCUGCAGUGACGUCACAGCAAGCGACGCCGCGCUGUGGGCGCCCACCGGCUGGGUGCACGUCGAGCGUGACAUCGACUUCAGCGACCCCAAGGUGAGCAGCUGCUGCAGUGACGUCACAGCAGGCUGCAGUGACGUCACAGCAGGCUGCUGCAGUGACGUCACAGCAAGCGACGCGCUAUGGGCGCCCACCGGCUGGGUGCACGUCGAGCGUGACAUCGACUUCAGCGACCCCAAGGCUGCUGCAGGUGACGUCACAGCAGGCUGCUGCAGUGACGUCACAGCAAGCGACGCGCUAUGGGCGCCCACCGGCUGGGUGCACGUCGAGCGUGACAUCGACUUCAGCGACCCCAAGGUGAGCCGCUGCUGCAGUGACGUCACAGCAGGCUGCUGCAGUGACGUCACAGCAAGCGACGCGCUGUGGGCGCCCACCGGCUGGGUGCACGUCGAGCGUGACAUCGACUUCAGCGACCCCAAGGUGAGCAGCUGCUGCAGUGACGUCACAGCAGGCUGCUGCAGUGACGUCACAGCAAGCGACGCGCUGUGGGCGCCCACCGGCUGGGUGCACGUCGAGCGUGACAUCGACUUCAGCGACCCCAAGGUGAGCAGCUGCUGCAGUGACGUCACAGCAGGCUGCUGCAGUGACGUCACAGCAAGCGACGCCCACCGGCUGGGUGCACGUCGAGCGUGA
Molecule: messenger RNA, 4062 nt
Organism: Ostrinia nubilalis (European corn borer)
Lineage: Eukaryota; Metazoa; Arthropoda; Insecta; Lepidoptera; Crambidae
Product: papilin-like
Exons: 8
Coding region: 1-4062 (1353 amino acids)
Source: RefSeq, a predicted model, not a curated record